AUGGCCUUUAAGCAGUCUAUUCUAGUAGCAGGCUCAAUAAUUUUGGACCAGUCCCAUCAGAAGUGUUUGCUUGUAAAGGCCUGGAGGGGUAAUUCUUGGAGUUUUCCUAGAGGAAAGAGGGAGGAUUCUGAUGAAUUAGAUCACAUAUGUGCUAUUAGAGAAUUAAUGGAAGAGGUGGGAUAUGAUAUAAGUGCCGUCUUGAAUAAAAAUGACUUCAUUGAGUAUUAUGAAGAGAAGAAACGAGUGGUUAUGUACAUUAUCAAAGGAGUGAAUGAGAAUUUUUCUUUUGAACCAAGGACGAAGAAGGAAGUGAGUGAAAUUGGUUGGCAUCCACUUUCAGUCAUGAGAAAGAGGCCAACAGGAUCACCUUCAGGAUUUGUUAUUGGUCUCGAAAUAGGGACAGAUAAUUUUGUAUACAGAGAGCAUUUCUUUUUAGAUUUGCCUCCAAAAAUUGAUGAAUAUGAAUCUUGUUUAUAG
Cryptomeria japonica (Japanese cedar) is the source of this 477-nucleotide messenger RNA. RefSeq names its product mRNA-decapping enzyme subunit 2-like. NCBI's taxonomy places the organism in Eukaryota, Viridiplantae, Streptophyta, Pinopsida, Cupressales, Cupressaceae. Bases 1 to 477 code for a protein of 158 amino acids. The transcript is spliced from 2 exons. The record is from RefSeq and is a predicted model, not a curated record. Gene Ontology annotation, cellular component: cytoplasm. Gene Ontology annotation, biological process: deadenylation-dependent decapping of nuclear-transcribed mRNA.